ACGAUGUCUGCAGUAUGACCGUUUGGCGUCCCAAGGAUAACAAAUAUCCCAUUCAGGGGAGAGAGGAGGAUAUCGUCUUUCAAGACUCAUCCUUCAUUCCCAAGGAUGCUCGCCCCUGCAGAGGAGAGGACCUAACCGUGCCUAUCGACUCCAGCGUCCUCCCAGACCUUUCGGUUGUUCUCGUGAACUGGGCUCUUGAACCUCACACGCCAAUGGGCCUCGAUUUGCCAGUGACCGACACAAGAGCCCCAACCUUCAUGGCUGUUCUGACCUUCUCCGACGGUGGCGGCCCUGGAGCUGUUAAGUUCACACUUAAGCAUGAUGUGAGUUUCGUCACUUCAUAUCCCUGCACGGGCCCUUCCAUGGCUCGUUCAUGCGCGCCACCUCAAAAGCACACGAGCAGUACGGAGAAGAUAGUGUCAAGAUUCUGGAGUCGUCGAACCGGCCAUAGAGUCGAGCUGUUCGAUCGUCUUCAGCCACCGCUAUUUGUUCAUCGCUUCCACGCUCCUCAACCGGACCUGCCGGCGGAGACUGAUAACCAGAGCCCAGAAAGUGCGCCGCUGGAUUUCAAACCACUCAGGGAGCAUCCCCUCCAUGUAUGGUAUAACUACAAGAUCGUGCCUGCAACGGCUGUUUUCAACCCAAACUUCACUGAUAACCUGCUUAAAUCGCCCGACAGGUAUGCGAACCCAGAUUAUUGCCGUCGCGACCAUAAGACGACCCUUGUGCUUGAUGCGCGGGGUUCAAAAGAUUUGGAACUGUUGGCUAGGGCCUGGUGUGCAGCCGAAGGGUGUGAUGCCGUUAUUGGGCGGACGACGCGGACGUGCCUUGCGUGCUGUAUCCGUGAGGCUUCGGGGUUGGGCAUCGGAGUGGUGAUUAGGGUAUAGGAUGAGGUGGCAUUGUGAGGUCUGUCAUAGAUGAAAUGGGGUAGUCGUCAAAACUUGAAUACCUGUACCACAGAUAGAAGAACUUCUCUCGUUGUAUAGAUGUAAUGGCAUGGUCACUCAGGGGAUUCAGCCGAACGUCGUGGA
Molecule: messenger RNA, 1031 nt
Organism: Westerdykella ornata
Lineage: Eukaryota; Fungi; Ascomycota; Dothideomycetes; Pleosporales; Sporormiaceae
Exons: 1
Coding region: 15-887 (290 amino acids)
Source: RefSeq, a predicted model, not a curated record